Messenger RNA from Mollisia scopiformis, 1235 nucleotides. RefSeq names its product threonine dehydrogenase. The transcript has 4 exons. Bases 64 to 1155 code for a protein of 363 amino acids. NCBI's taxonomy places the organism in Eukaryota, Fungi, Ascomycota, Leotiomycetes, Helotiales, Mollisiaceae. Gene Ontology annotation, biological process: butanediol biosynthetic process. Gene Ontology annotation, cellular component: cytoplasm. The record is from RefSeq and is a predicted model, not a curated record. Gene Ontology annotation, molecular function: (R,R)-butanediol dehydrogenase activity.
CAUAUAAAUUCGUCCAACAAAUUGUUCUCUUCAUUAUCCCUAUAAUCCAGCUCAAACGAAAUCAUGAUGAGAGCCGCUCGCUUUUACAAUAAACUCGAUAUCCGCAUCGAUGAAAUUCCCAUUCCCGUCCCCAAAGAGAAUGAAGUUCUCGUAGCAGUAGAAUGGUGCGGGCUCUGUGGUAGCGACCUACACGAAUACACCGACGGCCCCUAUGUCAUCCCCCGCCCAGGAAAUCCUCACGUAAUAACCAAAGAAACCCUCCCCAUAACCAUGGGCCACGAAUUCUGCGGCCGCAUCUCCCAGCCGCCCUCAAACCCCAACUCAAAGCUCAAGAAAGGCGACGCAGUAAUGAUCGACCCUCGGUUCUACUGCUCAGAUUGUCAUCGUUGUAGCAAUGGGAACGACAAUGCGUGCGUGAAAUGGGGAUUCCUAGGUCUUUCAGGAGGCGGAGGUGGCUUGUCUGAGUUUAUUGCUGUGCCGGAAUCGGUUUGCCAUGUUUUGCCUGAGGGAGUAGAUCUGAGUGUUGCGGCGUUGAUUGAGCCGUUGGCGGUUGCUUAUCAUGCGGUGAGGAAGACGGGGAUUGAGGAUUUUGGGGGGAAAGAUGUGUUGGUGUUGGGAGGGGGUUCGAUUGGGAUGGCUGUUGUGGUGGUUUUGAGGAUGAAGGGUGUGAAGAAGGUGGUUGUUAGUGAGCCGACGAUGAAGAGACAGGGGUAUUGUAGGGAAUUGGUAGAUGUGGUGUUGGACCCUGUGAAGGAGAAAGUUGGAGAUCGGUGUAGAGAGUUGACGGAGGGGAAAGGUGUUGAUGUUGUUUUUGAUUGUGCUGGCAUUGAACGUGCAAUGGCAGAUGGGAUGGAUGCAUUGAAGUUUGGGGGGCUUUACCUCAAUGUUGCGGGCUGGAUCACACCUUUCGUUGUUCCGCAAGGGAUCUUCAUGACGAAGGAGAUGGAGAUUAGGGCAUCGAUGGCCUACACUGGUGAGGACUUUCGAGACACCGUGAAGGCCUUUAGUGCAGGAAAGUUUGUUGGUAUUGAGAAGUUCGUUACGAGUCGGGUCCUGUUGGAAGACGUCGUCGAGAAAGGGCUCAAAGAAUUGAUCAACAAUAAAGACGACCAUGUCAAGAUUCUCUUCACUCCUAAGAAAGAGUAUGUAACUUAAGAUAAAAAGGAGAAGGCUAAGUGGCAGAAUCUGCACCAAGGCCAUACCUAGGUAAUGAUAUAGCGCAAGUACAGAAUGAG